Messenger RNA from Eurypyga helias (sunbittern), 790 nucleotides. RefSeq names its product WD repeat domain 92 (gene DNAAF10). Gene Ontology annotation, molecular function: ubiquitin binding. The transcript is spliced from 6 exons. The record is from RefSeq and is a predicted model, not a curated record. The annotation marks the transcript as partial. NCBI's taxonomy places the organism in Eukaryota, Metazoa, Chordata, Aves, Eurypygiformes, Eurypygidae.
GAAUUUAGAAGCUCCUGAAACACCAGUGUAUUCUGUGAAGGGUCAUAAAGAGAUCAUAAACAGUAUAGAUGGUGUAGGUGGCUUAGGAAUUGGGGAAGGUGCACCAGAAAUUGUGACUGGCAGUCGAGAUGGAACGGUGAAGGUUUGGGACCCAAGACAGAAGGACACUCCCGUCGCUAAUAUGGAGCCUGUGCAGGGGGAGAGCAAGAGAGACUGCUGGACAGUAGCGUUUGGCAAUGCUUACAAUCAAGAGGAACGUGUUGUGUGUGCUGGGUACGACAAUGGGGACAUCAAGCUGUUUGACUUAAAAACCAUGUCGCUACGAUGGGAGACCAACAUCAAGAAUGGGGUUUGCAGCGUGGAGUUUGACAGAAAAGAUGUAAAUAUGAACAAGCUAGUGGCCACAUCGCUUGAGGGAAAAUUUCACGUUUUCGAUAUGAGAACUCAGCAUCCAACCAAAGGCUUUGCUUCUGUCUCGGAGAAGGCGCAGAAGUCUACCCUGUGGCAGGUCCGGCACCUACCGCAGAACAGGGAUAUAUUUAUGACCAGUGGAGGAGCUGGGAGCCUUCAUCUCUGGAAAUACGAAUACCCGGCUCAGCGCUCGAAGAAGGAUUCGGAAGGGGCCGAGAUGGGGGUGGCAGGCUCUGUCAGCCUCUUGCAGAACGUGACCCUCUCGACGCAGCCGAUUUCUAGCCUUGACUGGAGCCCUGACAAAAAGGGACUGUGUGUCUGUGGUGCCUUUGACCAGACUGUGAGGGUGCUGAUAGUUACGAAGCUUAACAAAGUUUGA